AUGGGCAAGCUACUGUUACUCAAGAUGACAGUGUCGAUUCUACCAAAAGUGCAAAGGACAGUGGCCAACCUGCCUCCGGAGCAGAUUGACCACGCCUUCCUUCCUUACCUUCCUACAAUUCCUACCACCAUUGGAAUCAUCACCAUGACCUACCUACUCUGGAAGUAUUUUGGCCUACCUGGCAAAAGAGAACGUUACAGAAGAGCUCAUCAAGUACCUGCUGCGACACCAAGGGAACAAAUUAUUAAUCAUGUGGACGACCAAGAUGAUGGUCUACAUGCAUAUGCCUUAGUAAAAAAACGCAGACAACCAAGAUCUGUUCCAACAGGAAGAACGAAGAGGCCAAAAAAACAGGGCGUUGAUCGUCGCCGUGGUGUCGAUCGCCGCGUGAUUAUUGAUAUUCAUUUAGAAGUCUUAGACGAAUGUCAAAAAGGGGAUGUGUAUUCGACGAAGGAGGAUUAUUUUAGCAUUCUUGUUCAAGAGUUUAUGGGAUCGGAAUUAAUAAAAGAAGAAAAUGUUCCUAAGGAACAGGUUCCAAGUUCAGAUUCCGGGUUUUAG
This is a messenger RNA of Plasmodium coatneyi, 558 nucleotides long. RefSeq names its product SICA antigen. The transcript has 3 exons. NCBI's taxonomy places the organism in Eukaryota, Apicomplexa, Aconoidasida, Haemosporida, Plasmodiidae. The record is from RefSeq and is a predicted model, not a curated record. Bases 1 to 558 code for a protein of 185 amino acids.